AUCAUCGUCUUCCACACCACUCCUCACCACAAGAAGCUUCAUUAGCCCAGCCUUUUCGAUCCUCCAAUCCCCAUGGCUUCUGGUUCUUGGACGCUCGAGAUCGAGUCCUCCGUCGAGGCAUCUCGCCUGUUCAAGGCCGCCGUCCUCGACUGGCACUCCUUGGCCCCCAAGAUUGCGCCGGAGAUCGUCGUAAGCGGCGCCGUCAUCGAAGGUGAAGGUAGCGUCGGGGCCGUGAGGCAACUCAACUUCUCACCAGCGUUACCAUUCGGCUACGUGAAGGAGCGGCUGGACUUUGUGGACAUGGACAAGUUCGAGUGCAAGCAGACGCUCGUGGAAGGAGGCCACAUCGGGAGCAAGCUGGAGACGGCGACGUCUCAUUUCAAGUUCCAGCCAGCAGCCGGUGGGGGAUGUGUGUUGAAGGUUGUGACCACCUACAAGCUACUGCCCGGGGCUGAGGACGACCAGGGCGAGACGAUGAAGUCCAAGGAGACGGUGACCGGAAUCAUCAAGGCCGCGGAAGCCUACCUGUUGGCCCACCCUGACGCCUACCUGUAGAGCUGCAUGCUCUCUCUCUCUCUCUCUCUCUCUCUCUCUCUCUCUCUCAGGCUUUCGAGUUUCUUUUCUUUCAGCAUCACAAGGCAGUCAUGGAGAGAGUGAGUGCGUUUGGUUGUCGUAUUAAACAACAAUAUAUUGUGAACGAAUAAAAGAUAAUGCUCUUUCUAGAUA
Molecule: messenger RNA, 726 nt
Organism: Musa acuminata subsp. malaccensis (wild Malaysian banana)
Lineage: Eukaryota; Viridiplantae; Streptophyta; Magnoliopsida; Zingiberales; Musaceae
Product: pathogenesis-related protein 1
Biological process (GO): abscisic acid-activated signaling pathway; defense response
Cellular component (GO): cytoplasm; nucleus
Molecular function (GO): abscisic acid binding; signaling receptor activity; protein phosphatase inhibitor activity
Source: RefSeq, a predicted model, not a curated record